Molecule: messenger RNA, 4608 nt
Organism: Anneissia japonica
Lineage: Eukaryota; Metazoa; Echinodermata; Crinoidea; Comatulida; Comatulidae
Product: pantothenate kinase 3-like
Exons: 7
Coding region: 381-1607 (408 amino acids)
Biological process (GO): coenzyme A biosynthetic process
Cellular component (GO): nucleus; cytosol
Molecular function (GO): pantothenate kinase activity; ATP binding
Source: RefSeq, a predicted model, not a curated record
GUAUGUUGUUUUUUCGGUUCACUUCGUCGCCACUCAAAACAAAUGAUAGUGUAUUUAAACUUUCUGUUUUGAAUGAUGGCAAGUUGUGAAGUCUGAUGAGAAUCUGAUUUCAGAUUAUUUGGUCCUAGUACUCUUACGUGUUUAUCUGAUAUACAUUUGAUAUUUGUAAAGUGCUACAGGCAUCGUGCGAAAUCUAGGUCUGUAUUUACUUUCUGUCGUCCUACACACAACACACUCAGCUCAGGGAGGCGUGUCUGUUUGCUGAACUGAUUUAGGCCUACAGUAAAAGUGGUUCGUCAACUAGCCUAGGCCUAGGUAGUAGUAGAUAUACCAAACUAGUGUUGUACCUGAUCGAUGGCCAAGGGAACGAGCAAUUUAUAAUGAACUCAAAGAAUGACCAACCAAACUCUGAGGAGAACAAGAGAGGGAAACGUCAAAGACAUAAUUCUAUUAGAAAACCACCUAUGCCAUGGUUUGGAGUAGACAUCGGCGGAACUCUCGCAAAACUUGUUUAUUUCGAGCCAACGGACGUGACCAGUCCCGAGGAUGAUCCAGAAAUAGAGAUGGACACGUUACAGAACAUUCGGCAUUACUUAACUUCAAAUGUUGCCUAUGGCGACACUGGUAUACGAGACGUUCACCUUGAAAUGAAGAAUAUACAAAUUCUAGACCACGUAGGGUCUCUGCACUUUAUACGUUUUCCAACGGCUAGUAUGAAUCUAUUUUUAGAGAUGGUUGAUGUUAAAAAUUUACGAAGCUUAGCAGACACAAUUCACGCAACAGGGGGUGGUGCUUACAAAUUUGAAUCAGACUUUCAUGAAACAGUCAACAUGAGCUUGCAAAAACAUGAUGAAUUGAACUGUUUAAUCAAAGGAAUACAUUUCAUUGAUGGACAUUUAAACAAUGAAUGUUAUUACUGGAAGAAUCCAAAUCCUUUAAAUUUAGAGGGAAGUGUCAAGAUGCCCUUUAACUUUCGAGACCCAUAUCCUUAUAUGGUCGUCAACAUCGGCUCGGGGGUGAGCAUCCUAGUGGUAGAGUCGCAAGAUAACUUUCGCCGAGUCUCUGGAACAAGCCUAGGUGGUGGGACAUUCCUUGGAUUAUGUUGCUUAUUAACAGGAUGUAAAACCUUUGAAGAAGCCAUAGAGAUGGCUGCAAUGGGAGACAGUUCUCACUGUGAUAAGCUAGUACAAGAUAUAUAUGGAGGUGAUUACGAUAGGUUUGGCCUACCAGGAUCAACAGUAGCUAGCAGUUUUGGGAAAAUGCAUCUUGAAGAUAAACAAAAAGAGGCUAGUAAAAAUGACCUGGCACGAGCAACACUCGUUACAAUAACCAACAACAUUGGGUCAAUUGCCAGAAUGUGUGCUAGAAAUGAGGGCAUUGAGAGGAUUGUGUUCGUUGGUAACUUUCUGAGAGUGAAUACAAUAGCUAUGAAACUAUUAGCAUACGCCAUGGAGUAUUGGUCACAGGGUGCGCUCAAAGCCCUAUUUCUCGAACAUGAAGGUUACUUUGGCUCUGUUGGAGCCUUCCUUGAACUCAUCUCGCCGUACAUGGACCAGCCUGAACUUCAAGCCAAUGGCUUUACACAAACAACAACACAAUUCUCCUGAUCAUUUGCAAUGUCUGACCUGUAUUUCCAAAACUGAAGAUGUAUAUUUCAUAUAAUAUUUUAUUGAUUUAUUAUAUUGAUUAAUUAAUUUAAAUUGAUUAGGUGCAUGUUUAAAUUUGCUGAAUAGACAGCAGCUUAGCACAGCCAGUUAAACCGUGUGUGCGCUAAACUGUGGAGAUGUUUUCAGUUGUUUGGCCUCCAGUUCAAUUCCAUCUCAGCUAUCCUCGUAUUUCAGCCCGUGGACUAAAACGCAAGCUAUGAUUACGCAUUCUCUUUUGCAAGAGACAUUUAAUCUGCUAAUCCUGUGUACAAUAUGGCCAAUGUUCAUGUUAAAGAACUCAGUACACUUCAAAAUGGAACUGGUGAUUGUUUCCUCCUAGUGUACUGCCAGAAAAACCCUAGUGGAGUUAAGUCUUCAGAUUUUCGUGAGUUAUUCUUUUUCUUUUCCCAACAAAAUAUACCCUAAGUAUAAUUUUCCUACAGCUGUUAUGUUAUUAGAUUUUAAACCUAGUUUUUAGAUGAGAACAGAAAAUUACAAAGCUGAAUGUAAAACCAUAUUAUGAGUGCUAACAAAGAACGUUUUACUUUAAACUUUUUAGAAGGGUAUGAAUGCAAUUGUUGGGGCAUAGUUCAUAGUUUAAAUGUUAAAAUGAGGGGGUGGUGGUAGGGAGGUGGAGGGCUGUAAGUUGAUUCUUUGAGCAGUCUUUUUCCAUUCACACAUUUCCUUUUCUUCAAAAUAAGUAUCUAUUUUAACAAAAUAUAUUUUGUGAACUAUAUGGGCAUUAAUGAAGUGUACUAGUGAUAUUUUUUGUAUAAUAAUCAAUACUGUAUAUUCUCCAAUAAGCACCAACUCUCUUCGAUAAGCUCAAAAUAUAUUUGAGUAUUUUUUCUAACCCUGUAAAUGUCUUGAUAAUAAUGAGAGAAUAAUGAGGCAAAAUCAUACUAAGAUAACUAUAACUACCAUUUUGCUUUAUUUGUAUGGUAUAUAUAUGUAUAUAUAUUAAAUAUACAUAUUAAAAGAAAUAUAUAUUAAAACAUUUUGUUUAUCAUGGAUACAUAUAAUAUCCUCUUGUGUUUUAAGGGCAGAAUAUACAAUAGCAGAUCCAGGAUUUGAAAUGAGGAAGGUGCAUUACUGAUGGAAAGGCUUAACCCAUAGGCUGGUGGGCUGAUGGGACCAUGGAUUGAGACCCGGUGGGGUCAAGUGAGUGAAGCCCCUUGCACAACAAUGAUCUGAGCAUAAUUUUAAUGCUUAUUUAAAAGUUGUCAGGAAUAUUUUCCUUUUUUUGGGAUUUCAAAAAAAUGGUAAUGUGCACCCCUAGAAUGCUCCCUAUGGAUCUGUCAUUGGAAUGUCCCACUUCUAAAAGAAAAGUUCGCUGGGAAUAUUAAGAAUUUUUCCCCACCGAGAAUUUAGCCUAUUUCAUGUCCCAUUGUAUCACACUCUCUAAUUAGUAUACUUCAAAAUAGCUUACACAUUGAUAGUAAGUAAAUCUUCUAUAGCAAAUACUAGUUUCGUCAUUGGUGACGUUAAAUGGAGACCAUUAGAAUUUAAUAUCAAAGUUAUUAGAUAAGUGCGGUUGUAUUUUGGCAGAAAAUAUAGCCCUUGGUGUUAAAUAAUAUUAGGGGUAAUUGGAGAGUGUAUGUGUGUGUGCUUGCAAGAAUAAUUUAGGGGAGAUAGAAUAGGGGUAUUUUUAUUUCUGAGGGGAUAUUUGUAUUUGAUUGGUGUGUUAAUGUUGGGUAUUUAGAAGUGCUGGUAAGGAAGGGAUAAAUGUGUUCACCCCCGUAUAAUAGUAAUGGUACUAUAAGUGUUAUUAAAUAAUAUAUAUUACAUGUAUCUCAUUCCAUUUGUAGAUGAACCAAUAUGAUGUGAAUUAAGAGAUGUCUUCUAGAACUGCCAUUAACUCAAUCAAGUAAAUUUAAAGCAAUACUUUUUAUAAUUAGCAGCUGGGUUGUGGCUCAGUUAGGUUAAGUCUUUUAUAAUGUGUAGCGUAAUUGUACUGUACUGUAUGUAUUGCUGCUGAUCAAAUCCUAUCUGUCUCCCUCUAUAGUCUCUGCCCAGAUUAUGUCGAUUCUAUGUUUACUACAAUAUGGACAACUGUUUGUAUUCGUUAUAUUUCUUAUAUUCGUAUUUAAAAUGAGAAUAUUUUAUCCAAUUGCAACAGUUAGAUUUCAAUGGUAAGUUUAUUACUAUUAAAUAGUAAAAUAAAUAUAAAAUGUCAAUAUGAUUAAACAAUAUGUGUAUUUAUGAUUGGUAAUAGAUAUCCAAAUAGAUAUUAUUGUAAUUACAUGUUAUGGUGGUUUUACAAGAGAACUUGAAGAAUAAUUGUGCACAUUAUUUUAAUGCUAAUUUUAUACAUUUUACACCUGUCUUACCUUGGUACUUUGUGAAUGGCUCAUUUUUAUUUAUAUCUGCGGAUCUGUCACAAUUUAAGAACAGCACCGGUGAUUCAGUAGACAUUUACAAAGGGAGGCAAGACACAAUAUAGAAAGAAAAAUGUAAUUUAUUAAUGACGAGUUAAAAUAUAACAUUGUACGUUGUGUGCAUUUUGUGAAACAUGUAAUUCAGAAUUAAAUUAUUGUCAUACAAAAAGUUAUGCAUUAUGAAGUUAUAUAUCCUAACAAUGCGAUGUAUGAUGCUGCACAUGCGCACGGCCAGCAGAGUGUCCUGAAUAAAAUCAAAAUGAGCCGUCCGAGGAUAUAAAGGUAUUUUUCAGCGCAAAAGCGCUGUAAAAUGGUUGUUUUUUUUAUAGUCCAUUCCUCUAUAUACCUCUUUAAAAAGUGAUUUCAACCCUGGAUUGUACGUACAUUAGCAAAGUUGUAUGACGGUAUGAGGGUAUGAGACACUUGCUGUUUAAUGUCUCGAAUUAAAAGGUUGAUUUGAAUAAAAUGUAUAGGCCUAGGCCUACCCUACGGGUGAGUUUGUUUGUGCUGUAUUGAUGAUCACUCAACAAUGAUUAUUUAGGUGACGAUUGGUUAAUAAAUAUAUACCUAUAUAUUCAACAGAU